CACGCAUCCGCACAUUCAGCCGCCCAGCACGGGGGUUCGGUGAAAUGAGGCAAAACCCCAUGAUGGGAGGGGAGGGGGCCCACAGCCACCUGGGAGCUGGCAGGGCGCCAGGGGUGAUGAAAGCACAGGGGAAUGGAAACAGCAGAGCGAGCCUGUCGUAAUCACUACGCCCACUUGCCGGCCUAUAAAGGAAGCGGGCGAGCCCCGGCAGCACCACGCACCUGGGCGCCUCUUGCCUCUUUCUUUGGCCUUCUCGCCCCGUGCCUUGCUGCCCGUCACUGCUGCCGCUAUGACCACCACCAUUCGCCAGUUCACCUCGUCCAGCUCCAUCAAGGGUUCCUCAGGCCUGGGGGGCUCAUCCCGCACCUCCUGCCGGCUGUCCGGCAGCCUGGGUGGCGGCUCCUGCAGGCUGGGCUCUGCUGGUGGCCUCGCUGGUGCCCUGGGCAGCAGCAACUACUCCAGCUGCUAUAGCUUUGGUUCUGGUGGCAGCUAUGGCGGCAGCUUCGGCAGCAGUGAUGGGCUGCUGGCUGGUGGGGAGAAGGCCACCAUGCAGAAUCUCAAUGACCGCCUGGCCUCCUACCUGGACAAGGUGCGUGCUCUGGAGGAGGCCAACACCGAGCUGGAGGUGAAGAUCCGCGACUGGUACCAGAAGCGGGCUCCAGGGCCUGCCCCCGACUACAGCCACUACUGGAAGUCCAUUGAGGACCUCAAGAACAAGAUCCUCACAGCCACCGUGGACAAUGCCAACAUCCUCCUGCAGAUCGACAACGCCCGCCUGGCUGCGGAUGACUUCCGCACCAAGUUUGAGACAGAGCAGGCCCUGCGCAUGAGUGUGGAGGCCGACAUCAACGGACUGCGCAGGGUGCUGGACGAGCUGACCCUGGCCAGGGCUGACCUGGAGAUGCAGAUCGAGAACCUCAAGGAGGAACUGGCCUACAUGAGGAAGAACCAUGAGGAGGAGAUGAAUGCUCUGCGAGGCCAGGUGGGUGGCGAGAUCAAUGUGGAGAUGGAUGCUGCCCCCGGCGUGGACCUGAGCCGCAUCCUGUCUGAGAUGCGCGACCAGUACGAGAAGAUGGCUGAGAAGAACCGCAAGGACGCCGAGGACUGGUUCUUCACUAAGACAGAGGAGCUGAACCGCGAAGUGGCCACCAACAGCGAGCUGUUGCAGAGUGGCAAGAGCGAGAUCUCAGAGCUGCGCCGCUCUCUGCAGGCUUUGGAAAUUGAGCUGCAGUCUCAGCUCAGCAUGAAAGCAUCUCUGGAGGGCAGCCUGGCAGAGACAGAGAACCGCUACUGCGUGCAGCUGUCCCAGAUCCAGGGUCUGAUCGGCAGCGUGGAGGAGCAGCUGGCACAGCUGCGCUGUGACAUGGAGCAGCAGAACCAGGAGUACAGGAUCCUGCUGGACGUGAAGACACGGCUGGAGCAGGAGAUCGCCACCUACCGCCGCCUGCUGGAGGGCGAGGAUGCCCACCUGACUCAGUACAAGCCAAAAGAACCCGUGACCACCCGCCAGGUGCGCACCAUCGUGGAAGAGGUCCAGGACGGCAGGGUCAUCUCCUCCCGCGAACAGGUGCACCAGACCACCCACUAAGGACUCGUCUUUUCAUAGGCAGUCUCCAGGCAAUGGGGAGUUAGCCACAGCCUGUCCCCACUACUAGCAGACCCCAACCUCUCCAGGCAACGAGAAGGCAGCCACAGCUCUCCACCACCAGAUCCCAACCUUUCCAGGCUCAGUCCCUGCUUCAAUCCCUUUUCCCCACCCACAUCUUUCUGCUUGACACCA
Messenger RNA from Ochotona princeps (American pika), 1780 nucleotides. RefSeq names its product keratin, type I cytoskeletal 17. Lineage: Eukaryota; Metazoa; Chordata; Mammalia; Lagomorpha; Ochotonidae. The transcript has 8 exons. Gene Ontology annotation, cellular component: keratin filament. The record is from RefSeq and is a predicted model, not a curated record. Gene Ontology annotation, molecular function: structural molecule activity. Bases 290 to 1588 code for a protein of 432 amino acids.